Messenger RNA from Syzygium oleosum, 814 nucleotides. RefSeq names its product protein LPA2. Lineage: Eukaryota; Viridiplantae; Streptophyta; Magnoliopsida; Myrtales; Myrtaceae. Bases 33 to 623 code for a protein of 196 amino acids. The record is from RefSeq and is a predicted model, not a curated record. The transcript has 2 exons. Gene Ontology annotation, cellular component: chloroplast.
ACUCCCAAACCAACUGAAAAACCGUAACAGAAAUGGCGAUGACUCUGCACUCCCCGCCUUGCUUCGCCGGCGAACUCCAUCAUCGUCUCCGCCUCUCUCCCGCCGCCGCGAGAAGAAGCUUCGCCGUCAAAUGUCAAAGCCCGUCGAGCGACGAGAACUCGACCGCCGGGACCGACGAGCCGUCCCCCACCGCAGCCCCGCCCCAGAAGUCCGCGUCGCCGAGGCUGGGAUUCGGCUCGAGCCCUUCGUCUUCGAGCAAACCGAGCUCCGCCGCGGUUGCUGGCAAGAAAAAACUGAGAGGGAAGAGAGAGAGAGCGUCGAUCAUCAGGCGGACGCCGGUCGAAAAGCCUUCGUUCGUUUCGAAGGAGGACGAGGGAAAAGCGGAGGAGCAGAGGAGGAACGAGAGUGCGUUCCUUCUUGCUUGGUUAGUUCUUGGUGGAAUCAUCCUCGUCGAGGGCAUUGCUCUCGCGGCUUCGGGCUUCUUGCCAGAUGAGUGGGAUAAAUUUUUCGUGAAGUAUCUGUAUCCAUCUUUCACCCCGACGGUUGGCCUGUUUGUUGCUGGAACUGUUGUAUAUGGCGUUUCUAAGUACCUACAGAAUGAAAAUCUUGAUUCCAAAGAAUGAGUUCCAAUUGAUACUUCCAGGUUGUACAAACGACUGACGGUAGAUAGUUAUGACUAUGCAUCACCUUAUUUUAUUUGGAAUUCCUCCCUCUAAAAUGUUGGAUACGAGUCUUGUGAGCAAAGAUAGUUUUUGGGCAACGCGAUAGCAAUUUCAUUCGGUGGAUACUGUACUGCAUAAAGUGAUUUUGAUCA